Molecule: messenger RNA, 1301 nt
Organism: Phymastichus coffea
Lineage: Eukaryota; Metazoa; Arthropoda; Insecta; Hymenoptera; Eulophidae
Gene: CAHbeta
Product: beta carbonic anhydrase 1
Exons: 4
Coding region: 74-841 (255 amino acids)
Molecular function (GO): zinc ion binding; carbonate dehydratase activity
Source: RefSeq, a predicted model, not a curated record
GUGGCAAGGCAAUAACGCGUCACGUCAUGCUAUAAAAGCACUGAAUGGAAAGCAUUGCACGAUUGAAGAAAACAUGGAUAGGAUUCUCAAGGGAGUGAUGAAGUACCGAAAAUGUCAUAGAGAAGGAAUGGUAAAACAGUUUCAGCAAGUUAGGGAUCAUCCUGAGCCCAAGGCAGUGUUCUUCACUUGCAUGGACUCUCGGAUGAUACCCACUAGAUUUACGGAAACAAAUGUUGGAGACAUGUUUGUUGUUAGAAAUGCAGGUAAUUUAGUUCCUAACUCUAAUCAUUUCAUUGAUGAACUUACAAUGUGUGAACCUGCUGCUCUGGAACUGGGCUGUGUUGUCAAUGAUAUUAGGCAUGUGAUUGUUUGUGGACACAGUGAUUGCAAAGCCAUGAAUUUAUUAUACGCUUUAAGAGAUGAAGAAUUUGCGUCUCAAGUGAACCGGAGAAUAUCACCACUGCGAGCUUGGUUGUGUGCGCACGCGAGUAGUAGUCUUGCAAAGUUUCAACAAUUAGAAAUCACGGGCUUCCACGAACCAAUAUUAUUCCAAGCAGAAACGCCAAUGCGUAAGUUUGUCGCUUACAUCGACCCCGAGAACAAAUUUGCCAUCGAGGAUAAAUUGUCUCAAAUCAAUACUUUGCAGCAAUUGCAAAAUAUCGCUUCGUAUGGGUUUUUGAAAAAACGUUUAGAGAAGCACGACUUGCACUUGCAUGCUUUAUGGUUCGACAUCUAUACUGGUGAUAUUUACUAUUUUAGCCGUGCAAAUAAACGCUUCAUUGAAAUCAAUGAGCUCACGGAAACUCCACUUCUACAAGAAAUUAAGAGAUAUUACUCUUAAAAAUUUCAAAAUGAUUAUCAACAAAGAGCGUUUCGAAUAUGCUCAUAUUAGGAAUUGAUCAAUUGUACAAAAAAAACUUCCCAGUACAUUACAGAAGACUUCGUUUAUUUAUAGUUUUCAAAAAUAACUUAAAUUAAUAUAUUUACGCUUAUCUCUGUAAUAAAGUCAAAUAUCGAGGAUUAUUUACUUAAUCACGACGCAUAACUGUACAUCGUACAAAAUCGUAUCAACGAUUAUAUAUGAACAAUCGAAUCUUUUGUAGACUUACAAAUCGUAAUAAUUGCAGGGAGUUGAUAUAUAAUGGGAAAAAAUCUCAAAACCCUGAAUUUUACAAGGUAUUUAACGUUUAUCCAACGAGUUUAUUUAUUUGUAGUACGAUGUUUAAUUAGUGCUUGGGGUGGUGUUGCAUUUACAAAUUUUUUUUUAUACUUUAUUAUACAUACAUAUUUCUCAAAAAUAU